This is a messenger RNA of Coregonus clupeaformis (lake whitefish), 2041 nucleotides long. Its product is annotated as neutral ceramidase-like. NCBI's taxonomy places the organism in Eukaryota, Metazoa, Chordata, Actinopteri, Salmoniformes, Salmonidae. The record is from RefSeq and is a predicted model, not a curated record. The coding region runs from base 390 to 647 and encodes 85 amino acids. The transcript is spliced from 4 exons.
GUGACCAAUGAGCUAAGAUAAAGUGGGGAUUUGCCUAGCAGUGAUUUAUAGAUGGCCUGGAGCCAAUGUACUGAAUGUUCUGAAACAGGGGCUGUUGAGGGUGGCCCGUUUUGGCAUGGUAUUAGAGAUACACUGCUUGGAGUUCCCGCCAAUGAAACACAGGACUGCCACCAUCCCAAACCUAUUCUCUUCAGAGUGGUGAGCACUGUUCUUUUUCAGCCUUUUUCCAUUGCAGCCCCAGUGCGGCCUGAGACUUUCCAUGGGAUUAAACUGUGGUGUUACCCUAGGGAAAUUGUGUUUCCAUAGCUAGGGCUAUGUCAGUGUACUGCACAUGAUGUCACCAGCAGUGGGGAGAUGUGACCGUGACCAUGCCGUUCUCUCUGGCCUAGAUGACCUGGCCCCUCCCCUGUCACCCAAACAUUGUGGACGUCCAGAUGAUCACCACAGGACCUGUGGCCAUUGUGACUAUCCCUGGAGAAAUUAUCACCAUGCCAGGGAGGACAAGAGAGGCCAUCAAGCACGAACUGGAAUGGGAACAUUCAAUAAUGCAGAGGUGGUCGUCACUGGCCUGUGUAGCAUCUACUCAUUACACCACCACAUAUAAGGAGUACCAGAUCCACCAUCUCUGCAUAUAUCCAGAAGUUUAGACGCCAUUGGAGAGGUGAGGAGCAUAUGCUGCACAGUAAACUGGGAUGUUGUUCACACAGAUGCAUCUUGGGAGACAAGGUAGAGUACUUCCUGUUCAUUCAACUUGCUCAUUUCAUACGCACUGUAUAUCAGACACAAUCCAUUUGAGUAGGACUUGAUAUCCUUUUAAUGGCCGCUGUAAAUGAAUAAAUAAAUAAUUAGCGGCGUCUGGAACUCUAUCUGGUCGGUUUGAUUAUUUGGAUGAUUUAGCGUCAUUCACAUCAGUCCUUAUUUCUCAAGGACCUCUCAUUGAUAGAGUUGUCAGUGUUUUAUAGGUGAUUACCACCACACAGUUUAAAGGUCCAAUGCAGCCGUUUCUAUCUCAACAUUAAAUCAUUUCUGGGGAACAAUUAAUUAAAUACUUUCCUGUGAUUGUUUUCAAUUAAAAAUCGUCAAAAAUGCUCAAGCAAGAAUUUCUGGGAGAGGUCUGACUAUGGGGUGGGAGGGGGAUCUUAAUUAAUUGCAAGCAUAAUAAGUAUUUUUGAGAGGAGCAGUGGUUGGGCCAGAUGGUUGGUUUUUAGAGCUUGUUUUCCCCAAAUAGGGUUAGAUUUAACCCCAUCCAAUGAGGUCAGCGUUGGUCUACUGUUAACCUCCAUGGUGUGGUCAUGAUGAGCAUGUUCUAAAGACCAGAACUCUCCUGCGCCAAGAGCCUGAUGUCUCUCUGUGUGACAGUAACGAGGUCACAGUCUCUUUGAUAAGCUCAGUCAACAUCAGCCUGAUGACAUCAGAGGUAGAGGUGGGGGGAAUGGAGGGUGAACCUGAGCCCUCAUGUCUCCAGUGUUCUUGUCUUUUUUUCUUGUCUUUUCUCUUCUCUUCUCUCCUCGUCUCGUCUCCUCUCCUCUCCUCUCCUCUCCCAAUAGGUUUCACUGGGUAAAGAAUGGAGCGGAGAGCAACGUUACCAUUGAGUGGCACAUCCCGCUGUCAGCCCAGACUGUCUCCUACCGGAACAGACACUUUGGAUACUACAAACACAGGAAGGGGAUGUGAUCCCAGUGUAUGAGGGUGUGUCAGAGGUCUUCAGAGUUUCCAAAAUAACAUAUUAUUACUAACUGCUGGUCAUUGAUUAAGACUAAAUAGGGCACAUUAUAGUGUACACUUCUAGUGGCCCAAAUUUGAUGAAAAAUGUAUGUUCUCUAUUUCAAUGCAGUUCAAUGUAUGUACUGUAUUGAAGCACUAAACAAGAACGGCCCUUCAAUACGCAACCAGCCUUUGUGUUGACGGGCAACAUGCCAUUGUGCCAAAUGGGGGCUGUGCUCAAUAGGGGAAAUAUGUUGAAUGUAGGGCAGCUUUACAUUUACAUUUUAGUCAUUUAGCAGACGCUCUUAUCCAGAGCGACUUACAGGAGCAAUUAGGG